Messenger RNA from Debaryomyces hansenii CBS767, 1557 nucleotides. It is a transcript of the gene SMF3, whose product is annotated as putative divalent metal ion transporter. The transcript has a single exon. NCBI's taxonomy places the organism in Eukaryota, Fungi, Ascomycota, Pichiomycetes, Serinales, Debaryomycetaceae. Gene Ontology annotation, molecular function: cadmium ion transmembrane transporter activity; manganese ion transmembrane transporter activity. Gene Ontology annotation, biological process: intracellular manganese ion homeostasis; iron ion transport. Gene Ontology annotation, cellular component: plasma membrane. The record is from RefSeq and is a predicted model, not a curated record. Bases 1 to 1557 code for a protein of 518 amino acids.
AUGAUUGACAAUGAUAUAUUCCAAUCAAAAAUUCAGAGAAGCGGUCAAAUAAUAAGGAAAUAUGCAUCAUUUAUUGGGCCAGGAAUUAUGGUUUCUGUUGCAUACAUGGACCCAGGAAACUAUUCUACCGCGGUUUCAUCAGGAGCAAUGUAUGAGUAUAAGUUGUUGUUCAUAAUAUUUAUGUCGAAUUUGUUUGCAGUGGUUUUGCAAUGUUUGUGUGUGAAAUUGGGAACAGUAACGGGUCUUGAUUUAGCGGAAAUGUGUCGUAUGAACUUGCCAUAUGCAUUGAAUUUGUCGUUGUACGCUUGUGCAGAAUUGGCUAUUAUAGCUACCGAUUUGGCGGAGGUGGUAGGAACAGCCAUUGCUUUAGAAAUAUUGUUCAAUAUUCCAUUGGUGUAUGGUGUUCUUAUUACGGUAAUUGACGUAUUGAUUGUGUUAAUGGCGUAUCAUAAAGAUGGUACCAUGAGACAAACAAGGCUUUUUGAAAUUAUGGUGACAGUGUUAGUGUUGGCAACCUGUAUGUGUUUUAUUCUAGAAUUAUUCAAAUGUGAUUUUGAGGAAGGUGCUGUGGGUUCUAUAAUCAAAGGAUUUUUGCCAAUGAAUAUGGAAAUAUUUAGAGAAAAGAAUGCACUUUUCUUGAGUUGUGGAAUAGUCGGAAGUACAGUUAUGCCUCAUUCAUUAUUCUUGGGCUCUGCCUUGGUUCAAUCAAGGCUCAAAGAAUACGAUAUUCAAAAUGGAAUUCUCAUUGAACAAGACGAAGUCGAUGGAGAAUUGAUAGAUGUACAGCCUGAACUCCCUGCUACGACGAGCAAAUUUAGAAGCAUUUCGGAUGGUAGUAGUUUGGCUGGUAAAUAUAGGCCGUCAUAUCGUGCUAUCCAAUAUUGCUUGAACUAUUCCUACAUAGAAUUGGUUUUAUCGCUCUUUUUGAUUGCCGUUUUCGUCAAUUCUGCCAUCUUGAUUGUUGCUGGCAGUACCUUGUAUGGCAAGCCUGAUGCGGAAGAUGCAGAUUUGUUAUCCAUAUAUGAGAUGUUGUCGUAUUAUAUAUCACCAGCAGCGGGCUUAAUAUUUGCAUUGUCUAUGUUGUUUGCAGGUCAGAGUGCAGGUAUUGUCUGUACUAUGGCAGGCCAGAUUGUUUCUGAAGGUUUUAUCAACUGGACAAUUAAACCUUGGAUUAGACGUAUAAUUACACGUAUCCUAGCUAUAAUUCCUGUGUUGGUUGUUAUUAUUAUAUUAGGUCGUGAAGGGAUCUCCAAGAUAAUGAACUCGUCACAAGUUGUUUUGAGCUUUAUUCUACCAGUUGUUAGUGCACCUUUAAUUUGGUUUACUUGUAAAAAGGAAUUUAUGGUUGUUUAUGACACGAGUGAUCUGAACCAGCUUGCUAAUGAGAAUACGGCUCUUUUAAAUACUGAUGAAUCAUACCCACAAUCUGUACAUGUUAGAAAGAUAACGUUUGAAAAUGGUCAUUUCUUGACUAUAGCUGCAGGCUUAACAUGGUUAAUUAUCUCGUUUUUGAACCUUUACUUGAUUUAUGCAUUUGCAAACGGUGCAGAUAUAUAG